GAGUGUAAGAGAAAAAGAGAGAAAGAGAGUGGGAGAGAGAGAGUGAGUGUGAGGGUGAGGGUGAAAGGGGGAAAGGAAAGGCGUUGGACUACCGGGGUAGAAAGAAAGGAGGACGCGAGAAUGGAGGUACCGAGAAAGGGAUCGAUCGCUUCCCGAUAGCUGGCAUGGAGGACACGGCACUAGGGGGUCCUCCUAACGAGGGAAAAAUAAACUUCUUCACUUUCUUCUUACCGUUAUCUCCGAGGUCCGAGGUAUCGAAUAUGGCAUCAGGAUUGCCGAGCGCUCGUCAGAGGAAGCUUGGACCAGCACCAAUAGCAUCCUUCGAAGACCUGUCGGACGAGGUGGAAAACGGGGAACCGACAACACGAAUGCCAGGCAUCAUCGAGGUCGCCACCCCGGCAACGCCUGGUAGUUCGCUAAAGACACCCAGUACACCAAGAAUUGAUAUCAGCCGGGCAAGCAGUUCCUCACACCAUGAGGAUAGCAAUUCUAGGGAAUCAUCACCCGAGAGAGAACUUCUCGCAGGUGGAGAUCCUCCUCCAGGGUGUAAGCUGACCUUAGGUUACAAGGAAGAUGCGCAGGAUUUAAGAUCGUCAACUGAGGAAUUAGAUUUGCAGGAUCCAAUACACGAGCAAGAUCUUAGGAGGGAAUCGAAGAAGGCAAGAAAACGAAGAGAAGAUGGAUCACAAUCGGAUUAUAGUGGUGGAACGAGGCAUACCCAAGACAGAGAACGGAAGGAUAGUAAUUGUUCAGAAAUCAUUCUACUUAACAUCAGCGGUAGAACCUCCAGAUUGUCUUCUGUUGGAAGUCAGGGUUCUGGUGUUUCCGGAAAACUCUCGGUGGUUUCGGGUACUUCAUCGAGGUCACCGAGUCCGCACAAAUGUCUAUUGGAGACGUCCUUUUGUGGUAGCAAGCCGACUUUAGCUGAUAACUUGAUUGAACCAUCGAAACCAGAAACCGAAGACUUAGAAAAGAUUUUGUUGAAACGCGAAGCCGACACCACUAAAGCGUUAAUUCCAGAAAGUAUUAAAGUAUCAAUGGUCGGUGGUAAUUUGAAGCCAGAUCCUUUAGAUAAGCCAAGAAGACGCGGUAGGGAAGAAAGGAAAGAGAUAUUUAAGAGAGAAGUGGAGAUUACUAAGAAAUUCUUAGAAAAGGUUAACAUUGAGGUACCAAUUAUUCGUAAAUCAUCUGAAUCAACGCAACAACAACAACAAUUACAACAACAACAACAACAACAGCAACAACCAGUUAAAAGUCAGCCACAAGAAGUUCAAAAACCCGCAACCUUAGAUUUUAACGACAAACGAAAAAAAGCACAGAAUUUCAAAGAGAUCGUCCAAACAACACCAACGGCUAGUAGCUUAACUGGUAGUCCUAAAUUACCGAGACAUCAAAAGGUUCGAGAUCUCGAGGGAUCCCGUACACCUAGUCCAUCUUCCGUAUCGAGAAAAAGCAGUUUUGCCUCUUUAUUCAAGACCAGAACUGAUGGCAGCGUACUGAGCCCAGAAUCACCGUCGCCGAGUACUAAACCACGUAGGAGUUUAACAUCCAAGAUAAAGGACACCACGGAGAGUCUAAGGAGCAGAUCAAAAUCGAGAGAAAGGGUUGCCGUUGAUAAAGGUGGUGGUUCUUCUACAUUGAAGAAGGAUUCCAAGAACAAGGGUGUCUUCUCGUCUACAUUGAGUUUGUUCAAGAAACGUGAAAGGAAAAAGAGUUAUGAUGAAGCUAUUGCAUCUUCGUCAUCCGGUGCUGCAAUUGAGUAUGAUGUUGGUUAUAGUGUUGGUAGUAGUAACGUUGUUGAUCAACCACAACAACAACAACAACAACAACAGUCGUUGGAAAGUAUUGGUCCGGUCGAGUUUACUUUCAACACGGAAAAAGAAAGACGCAAAGAUGAUUCAAUUUUCAUCAGUCUUCAUGCUGACGAUAGAAAUUAUGAGGAAGCAUUACCAUCCGAAAGUGUUUCGAUACCGUUAGAAACACCAACCAAAUUGUUAGAUGAAUACGAAUCAGAACCACGUACGACUAAUACGGGUGGUAUCAUGAUGACCGAAGUUUCCAUUGAACAUCAUCGUCCUCCUGUUAUUGAAAUGAGAACCGAAGCUAGAAUUGAAAUGACACCGUCUAAAAGAUCAUCGUUGGAUAAUCAAACGAUACCACGUAGCCCAUCGAGAGAUUCACAAACUUCAUUGAUUAGUGGCCCAUCGAAAGAUUCGAAAAUAAUCAAUGUCAAAGAUAAUUUAGAUAAUACGUUAAUUAAAUCAUCUACUAUCAUCAAAACCACCACUUCAACGUCACCAACUUCGGCUAACGAAAUUAGGCCAAUGUCCGGAUCUAAUCAAAGAUUGUCCGGUAGUUCUUCCAAAGAUUCGAUUUCGAAGAGAACUGUUGCUUCCGAGGUUGUUACGAAGAUCAAAAGAAAAAGUAAAGACGAACAGGUCAUUUCAUCUGCCGAUAAAAUAGACGAUUUUACAUCCCAUAAAAAGAAGAUGUCGGAUAUCAGUGAUGUUACAAAAACUGUCGUCGAGUCUAAAAAGGAAUUUUUGGAGGACAGUUUAUCUGUUAAAAUGGCGGAAGUUAAUUUAGUGAAGACUUCUAGCGUAAUAUCGGAUCUCGAUCAUAACAGUUCAGAAUCCGAAAGGGAUUCCGAGAUAGAAUUUAUUCGUAAUAAGACUGAGAAAAUUAGCGAGGAAUUACCGGAUGAACGUAAGGGUCUGUUCAACGAGGAAAGCUUCGAAGAAGAUCUUCCUUACAUUCCAACGACCUUGCCAUUGGAGAAAAGCGUAGCUGUACCGAUUUUACCUGUUAAACAACGACUGCAAGAAGUUAGAACGAUACCAAUCGAGAGGCCACGUUCAACGACACCGAUUAAUCCAACGUUAUUGGACGAGUUCGUGAUGCAAACAUCACUAGAUGAAAGACGUGUUGAAAGAAUGAAAAUAUCCUUACCACGUGAGGACAGUUUUAAACUGAAGAGUCCGAAAAGGCACGCAGCUAAUACGUUCAGUGAGUUCGCUGGUAAAGUUACGGACGGUGGUCGUAACAGGACAGCCGGUAAAUCACCUAGUCCACCACCAUUACCACCAAGAGCACCUAGCAGACCAACCAAUUGGAUUAAUUUCGAGGAAAUACCUGAGAAAAGAAAGGCACCGAAAAUAAUUCAAACGAUUCCGCGUACCGAGGAUGAGGUUAAUAAAACAACCGGUUAUAGUUACGUACAACCAGAAGAAUGUAGAUGUGAGUGUCAUGAGGAAUCCAGAAGAGCAUCGAUCAACAGGGAAACAACAACGACGAUGACAACAACUUCAACAACUGGAACAACGGCAACCAACGUUACGAGAACUUCGUCAUCUUGUAGCAGCAGCAAUGGGGAACGUACCUGCAACGGUGAAAAUUGUGUCUUACCGACAACUAACAGUUCUGUCGAUCGUGCCAGCAUCGUCAGUGACAGCUCGUUGGAAUGCAGUUUGAGCAUCGAGGACAACCAAAUUAUUAUGGGACAUGCUGUAGUUAAUCAACAGACUCACGUCAAUUCGGGAAAACCAUUUAUCAUGGAUUUGGAUGUUAGAUCUAAUAGAUCGAGUAUCGUUUCUCAGGAAGAUAACGAUGACAAUUCGUAUCAAUGAAAUGGGCUGACGUUCGUCUUUGAAACGAUUAAAACAAAAAGACGGAAACAACAGCAACAACAAUUAAUUAUCUACGUGUUUACGUUUAGAACGCGAUUAAUCAUUUUUUUCUUCGACAAAAAUUCGCAUUUUAAAAUCGUGCUGCAAACAGAUGAUCAUUCUAAUUAUCGAUGAUAUUUAGACGAAGGUGUUUCUCGUAUUAUCCAAUCGAAAUCUCUCAUUUCAAAAAUUGGUCCAUUUCCGAACAAGGAAUUUUCAGAUUGGGGAUUGGAGUGGGGGUUAGGUUAACCUAAAUUCGACAGAAUCUUCCUAAUUUUUUUAUAUUCUUUGAUUGAAAUUAAUAUUAGAUGAUCGUUUACUUUAAAAUAAUGAAUAUGGUUGUUACGAGAUUCACCUUUGUUACGUAAAAGAAAAAAGAAAAGAAAAAAAAAAAAUCAAGAAAACUGUGUUGCACAAUGACGCACUUUUAGAUAUCACCCGUUGCGAAUUUAAAAUGAGCGAUGCAUCGCUGCCAGCUAAAAUAAUAAUAAUAUAAUAAUAAUAAUAAUAAUAAUAAUAAUAAUAAUAAUAAUAAUAAUAUAGAAAAAACGAUUUUAUCUGUAUUCUAAAUAAAAAAUUCGAAAUGCGAGUUGGAUUUAAACGAACGGAACGGAACGGAAUGGAAUUGAACGAAACGAAACGCUCUCAUUGGUAAAAGUUUAAAUCUAAUUUUUAUCGUUGAUAAGAUGAAA
This is a messenger RNA of Polistes dominula (European paper wasp), 4357 nucleotides long. RefSeq lists its product as uncharacterized. NCBI's taxonomy places the organism in Eukaryota, Metazoa, Arthropoda, Insecta, Hymenoptera, Vespidae. Gene Ontology annotation, biological process: regulation of gene expression. Gene Ontology annotation, molecular function: sequence-specific DNA binding. The record is from RefSeq and is a predicted model, not a curated record. Gene Ontology annotation, cellular component: nucleus.